This is a messenger RNA of Chrysoperla carnea, 1161 nucleotides long. Its product is annotated as prostaglandin reductase 1-like. Gene Ontology annotation, biological process: prostaglandin metabolic process. The record is from RefSeq and is a predicted model, not a curated record. Gene Ontology annotation, cellular component: cytoplasm. The transcript has 5 exons. The coding region runs from base 108 to 1127 and encodes 339 amino acids. Lineage: Eukaryota; Metazoa; Arthropoda; Insecta; Neuroptera; Chrysopidae. Gene Ontology annotation, molecular function: 15-oxoprostaglandin 13-reductase [NAD(P)+] activity; 2-alkenal reductase [NAD(P)H] activity.
UCAUAAUCAUCGCGGCUUGUUAUUGUAAAAUUUGUUUGUUAGGCUUUUUUUUCGAUUUUUGUAUAUUUUUAUUGUUUAAUUUAAAUUGUUAGAAUUUAGAAAAAAAAAUGGUUAAAGCUAGACGUUAUGUGUAUAAAACAGCUUUUGAUGGUGAACCAAAGAAAACUGAUUUAGAAAUUGUAGAAGAAGAAUUACGACCUAUUAAAGAUGGAGAAUUUUUAUGCAAAGCUGUAUAUUUGAGUGUUGAUCCCUACAUGAGAGCUUACAUGUCCCGCUAUGAAACAGGUGUCACCAUGAUUGGAGGUCAAGUCGCAGAAGUAAUCGAAAGUAAACAUAAAAAGUAUCCAGUUGGGCGUUAUGUAGUGGGUUAUUUUGGCUGGGUAGAUCAUGUGAUUAGUGAUGGAAAAGUUCAAUUCUCCGGUGCGGUAACAGAGGUUUAUUUAUUACCAGAUUUCGGAAAACUUCCAGUUUCUCUUGGUCUAGGUGUUUUAGGAAUGCCAGGACAAACAGCAUACUUUGGAUUUUUGGAACUUUGCCAACCAAAAGAAAAUGAAACAGUGGUUGUUUCUGGAGCGGCGGGUGCAGUUGGUAGUUUAGUUGGACAAAUUGCUAAAAUAAAAAAAUGUCAUGUCGUUGGAAUAGCGGGUAGUGAUGAAAAAUGUAAAUGGUUAAUCGAUGAAAUUGGUUUUGAUCGUGCUAUUAAUUAUAAGACUGCAAAUUUUGAAAAACAAUUACAAAAUGCUGCACCGAAAGGAGUUGAUUGCUACUUUGAUAACGUUGGAGGGGAAAUUAGUAGUACCAUUAUUAAAAAUAUGAAUUAUAGAGGACGAAUAUCAGUUUGUGGAUCGAUUUCAUCGUACAAUGAUACACAUAAUAAUUUAUCCAAAGCAACAGUCAUCCAACCAUUUAUGAUAUUUAAACAAUUACGUAUGGAAGGUUUUAUUGUACAUCGAUGGGCAGAUCGUUUUGGUGAAUCCACAAAAGAAUAUUUGAAAUGGAUUAGUGAAGGAAAAAUUAAAUAUCGUGAAACUGUUACCAAUGGUUUUGAAAAUAUGUUUGAAGCAUUUGUUGGUAUGUUAAAAGGUAAAAAUAUUGGAAAAGCUGUUGUGCGGGCAUUUCCAAAAUGAUCUAGUUUUAAGUAAAAUUUAAAAAAUAUUUGUA